AUGACAGUCCAAACAUCUUCUGGCCUUGUGUACGGAAGUAAAGACCCAGAGUUUCCCAAUGUUCGUCAGUUCUUUGGCAUACCCUUUGCACAACCUCCCACAGGGGAACUCCGCUUUGAACCUCCUCAACCUUUGUCGGUAUCUGCUUCGAAGAAGACAAUCAACAAUACCGAGUUACCGCCAAGUUGCAUGCAAUAUCUCAAUACUGUAAGCCCUGGUGUCUACGUUGAUCAGAUCCUUGAGUUUGGUCUCCAAGGCAAGAACGGCACAGGAGCCAUCAGUGAAGACUGCUUGACUUUGAGCGUGUGGGCUCCAACUAGCAACAGCAGCCAGUCUUGCCAGAGUAAUGAGCUGCUUCCAGUCCUCAUCUGGAUCUACGGAGGUGGAUUUGUCACUGGAGGUCAAGACGUUCCCUAUCAAAUUCCCAGUCAAUGGAUUCAGCGAACACAAGAUCAUAUUGUGGUUGCCAUCAACUACCGUCUCAACAUCUUCGGCUUCCCGAAUGCGGCAGGAUUGACCGACCAAAACGUUGGUCUGCUUGACCAGAGAGCAGCAGUCGAGUGGGUGCGUGACAACAUUGUCAGGUUUGGGGGUGACCCCUCACGCAUGCUUCUCUGGGGUCAGUCAGCUGGUUCAGCCAGUGUUGACUACUACAACUAUGCCUACCCUAAGGAUCCUAUCGUGUCUGGCUUUAGCAUGGACUCUGGUACAGCCUUCAUUGGCAUCACUUCCAAUGAUCCUCAACACACUAACUUUACGUUUGUCGCUUCUCAGCUCGGUUGUGCCAACUCCUCUUCUCCCGCUGACGAGCUCGCCUGUGUACGCAAGCUCCCAGCCUCAACAAUUGAAGAUUUCGUCAAGAAUUACGAGGAGAACGGCACCACACCUUCCAUUAGUUUCCUUCCAACGCCCGAUGAGAAGAUAGUCUUUAGCAACUACACCGCCCGAGCACUAGCAGGACUGCAAGCAAACUUGCCAGCUAUCAUCGGCACAAAUGCACAAGACGGUGUACCAUUCGCUCCUUACAAUCCUUCCGGCCCCAACGCUACACUUGCGCAGUAUGCACUUUUGACGACCUUCUUCUGCCCUGCCACAGAGUCUAUCCGUUUGCGCCAACAGACCAACCGCCCAACUUACCGUUACGUAUACAGCGGUAACUUCUCGAAUAUUUCGCCCUCAGGUUGGCUAGGUGCUUACCAUUCUUCCGAGCUGCCUUUGUUGUUCGGCACAUUUGACAACUUCAGAAGCCAAGGCCCUGUAUUGGAGAAUCAAACUAGUGUUGCCAUGCAAGAUGCUUGGGUCGCUUUUACAAAGGGUGGCAUGACUGGGAUCGAGCAGACCGGGUGGCAGGAAUAUGAGAUGCUUGGCGAGAGUACAGUGAGAGAUUUCGGAGAUGGAGUGGCUGUCAAGGAUGUCGAUUUGAAGUAUUUGGAGAAUCUCUGUGAUGGGGCGAAGCCUAACUAUAGCGUUUGA
Aureobasidium melanogenum CBS 110374 is the source of this 1473-nucleotide messenger RNA. RefSeq names its product acetylcholinesterase. The transcript has a single exon. NCBI's taxonomy places the organism in Eukaryota, Fungi, Ascomycota, Dothideomycetes, Dothideales, Saccotheciaceae. The record is from RefSeq and is a predicted model, not a curated record. The coding region runs from base 1 to 1473 and encodes 490 amino acids.